Messenger RNA from Toxotes jaculatrix (banded archerfish), 2922 nucleotides. RefSeq names its product autophagy related 4C, cysteine peptidase (gene atg4c). The coding region runs from base 94 to 1680 and encodes 528 amino acids. NCBI's taxonomy places the organism in Eukaryota, Metazoa, Chordata, Actinopteri, Toxotidae. The transcript is spliced from 11 exons. Gene Ontology annotation, molecular function: protein-phosphatidylethanolamide deconjugating activity. The record is from RefSeq and is a predicted model, not a curated record.
UUCACUCUUCUACUUCCUCAAAGUGUAAACAUUGGCAAUCGCAGGGCAGUGUUAAACUACAGAAGAAGUCAUGGACGAUAGACUAUGUGUUAGAUGAUCUGUCUAACACAAUGUAACGUUUGGACCUUUGUACGGAGCUUCAAAGCGACUGUGAGUGGAAAACAGCUGGGUCGACGAGGCUCAAAGGGUUGUAUGCUGUGUGGGAAUGGGUUCCAUCCCUUGCUGGUCAAAAUGGAGAAUAAAGGGAGUGACGAGGUGGAAAAAUUGAAGACAAAGUUCUUGUCAGUGUGGCACAAUGUGAAGUACAGUUGGGCUCUGAAAUCAAAGACCUCAUUCAGUAGAAAUUCCCCAGUGCUUCUUCUGGGAAAAUGUUACCAUUUUAAGGCUGAAGAUGAUGACAGUCUCACAGAGGCCUGCUAUGAAGCUUCUGAUGAGGACUUCGUCAUGGGGAAUGUUGAGGCUUUCCGGAAGGAUUUUGCAUCUCGAGUGUGGCUGACCUACAGGGAGGAGUUUCCUCCUUUGCCUGGCUCCACCCUGACCUCUGACUGUGGCUGGGGAUGCAUGCUGAGGGCUGGACAGAUGAUGCUGGCUCAGGCUCUCACUCUGCAUUUCUUGGGCAGAGAUUGGACCUGGUCGGAGGCACUAACACUCCAGCCAUUAGACACAGAGACAUGGACAACCACUGCAGCCAAACGUCUGGUUGCCUCUCUGGAGGCUUCUCUGCAAGGUUCCCACAGGUCCUCUGAUCCUGGAUUACCACCCAUGCCUCAAGCCCAGGCCCAGGGAUCUGCAGAGGAGGCAGAUGCACAUUUGAAAGAAAUGUACCACCGUACACUGGUGUCCUGGUUUGGGGACAGCCCCUCGGCUCAAUUGGGCCUCCAUAGGCUGAUCCGCUUAGGCCUGACAAUGGGGAAACAGGCAGGGGACUGGUAUGGACCUGCUGUAGUAGCACACAUUCUCAAAAAAGCUGUCGAGGAGGCGAUGGACCCUGGCUUGGCGGGUAUAACUGCCUAUGUCUCCCAGGACUGCACAGUGUAUAGUGCGGAUGUCGUUGAUAGCCACAGGGCACCGACAGCAGGGCAGGCCUUUGCUGAGAGAUCAGAUGCCCCUCCUUCGCCACAGAACAACCAACCAGCGUCUGCGUCCGCUCUGCCAGACAGCCGAGCCGUCAUCAUCCUCAUCCCUGUGAGGCUGGGGGGAGAGAGGACAAACCCGGAGUAUUUUGACUUUGCAAAGAGCAUACUGAGUCUGGAUUACUGCAUAGGCAUCAUCGGAGGGAAGCCCAAACAGGCCUGCUACUUUGUAGGAUUUCAAGAUGACAGCUUGAUUUACAUGGACCCUCAUUACUGUCAGUCUUUUGUGGAUGUCAGCACCAGCGAUUUCCCUCUCCAGUCAUAUCAUUGUCCUUCACCAAAGAAGAUGCCUUUCAGCAAGAUGGACCCAAGUUGCACCAUAGGUUUCUACUCCAGAAAUAUCCAAGACUAUGAGAGAAUCAGCCAAGAGCUGUCUAAGGUGCUGCAGCCGUCAGCGAAAGAGAAAUACCCAGCAUUCACUUUCAUGCAAGGUCAUGGCAGAGAUUACGACCUGGCGGCAGACAUGACCCCAGAGAAGAGAGAAUGGCCCUUCAUCCGUGACCCAAGGAGGACGGUCACCACUGCUGGGGACUUUGUGCUGCUUUGACAGUACUGUUUUAAAAGACUACUGACAGGGAACUUCCUCUUUUUAAGAUUCAAACUGCUCAGAGCCUUGUGUCUGAGACUGCAGUGACACUGAAAGGUUUUGAACUCUUUAAAACUACAGUAAUUCAGUUUAUAUGUCCUGGGAACUCUGUUGCUGAGCAAUUUUAGACAAAACUGCCGUUAACUGGUUGGACUUGUACUUGUGGCCUGGCAAUGUGAGCGUUCUAAUGAUCACUAGAUUGAGUUCAGCACUCCCACAUCAAGGUGCUUUGUAGGAGUAACAGUACUUACUAUCACUAAAACAGUGCUGGCCCACUUUAAAAUAUUUUCACUGCACUACACCUACAGUAUUUAGACAGAGUUUCUCAAGUGCAGUUAGCAGUGGCUUAACAGAAGCGUGGUAAAAACCUUGAUUAAUAUAUGUCAGAAGCCCUCUGAAGAUAGACAGAGCUAAGUAACUUUUACAAACUCCUCUGCUAAAGACAUUUCAUCAAAUAAGGUGAAUUAUUUACCCAACUGAAACACCUCAACACAAACACAUGCUUUGAAGGAUACCUUCUUCAUAAUUUUGCCAACAUUUUUUUCCACAGUAGAGCUUAUUUCUUUCUCUUUGCAAUAAUAUUGUUGUUUUUUUUGUUAUUGUUAUUGUGUUGUGUGAUGAUAUGAUUGUUUGCUGCUCUGUGUGUUUUUGAUUGGUUUUAACUCUGACUCCUGAGUCAUGCAUUGCAGUGAAAGUGACGAGCCGUAGCAAGAGAGUUUGUCAAAGAGACAGUGGCAUUUUGUACUACACCUCAUCAAGCACUAGCUGUUAUUAAUUACCCUUUGCAAUAUGAUGCUUUGGAUGUAAUAGUAGGUACUGUGAAUACACUACCGGUCAAAAGUUUUAGAACACCCCCAUUAUUCAGUUUUUUAAUGAAAUUUAAACAGUUCAAGUCCAGUCUGGUUGGUCAGAGGUUCAUCCUACAGCAAGGUAAUGUCCCAAAACAUUAGAAGUAAACAACUACACACUGGCUUCAAAUGAUGGAAGACCAGCACAGUCUUCGGACUUAAACCCCAUCAAGCUGGUUUGGGAUGAACUGGACAGAAGGUGAAAGCAAAGCAAACUACAAGUGCAACACAUUUGUAAGAACAGUGUGGGACUUAACUUUCUGAGCAUUUGAUUUCCAUUGUAGGCACACACACACACACACACACACACACACACACACACACACACACACACACACACACACACACACACACA